UCGGAGAAGACCAGCAGGAAGUCCGGGAGACCCUAAAACUAUAGGCCCUCGAUCGCACCUUCUCCCCUCCAAGGAUGACGAGGGAGCUACUCAUCCCCUUGGUCAGCUGCCUCCUUGUCCUAAAACAGGCCAGUCUCAUCCGUCGCUGUGACUUGGCCAAGGUGCUGCACCAGGAGGAAAUGGAUGGGUUUGAGGGCUACUCCCUGAGUGACUGGCUGUGCCUGGCUUUUAUAGAAAGCAACUUCAACAUAUCAAAGGUAAAUGAAAAUGCAGAUGGCAGCUAUGACUAUGGCCUCUUCCAGAUCAACAGCCACUACUGGUGCAACGAUUACAAGAGUCACUCGGAAAACCUUUGCCAUGUGGACUGUCAAGAUCUGCUGAGCCCCAACCUUCUCGCAGGCAUUCACUGUGCAAAAAUGAUUGUGUCUGGAUCAGGGGGGAUGAACAAAUGGGUAGAAUGGAGGUUGCACUGCUCAGGCCGGCCACUCUCCUACUGGAUGACAGGAUGCCGCCUGGAAUGAAACAGGGUGCAGGCCCACUGUAGAGUCAUUCCAGGACUCCCGUCCGCACUUGGAGGUUCUUCGUUUCUUCUUCUUCUUGCCUCCGCUUCAUGUUAUUUUCUUCCCUUCCCAUUUACGAGACAAAACUGAUCAGAGCCCUGGGAAUAAAUGGUUUUCUCGGCUUCCUCCUUGUUGGCAUCCAGGCCCAAUCCCAUGGUUCCUGUCUGUCAUUUGCAAAACCAAGAGGACCACAAUAAAGAAAUCUAUAGUUUUUGAAUUAUU
Molecule: messenger RNA, 782 nt
Organism: Lemur catta (Ring-tailed lemur)
Lineage: Eukaryota; Metazoa; Chordata; Mammalia; Primates; Lemuridae
Gene: LYZL6
Product: lysozyme like 6
Exons: 4
Coding region: 75-521 (148 amino acids)
Biological process (GO): fusion of sperm to egg plasma membrane involved in single fertilization
Cellular component (GO): sperm flagellum; acrosomal vesicle
Molecular function (GO): lysozyme activity
Source: RefSeq, a predicted model, not a curated record